ACCACUAUCGUGAUGGCUUGUAUUUAUGUUAAAUGUUUCUCUUCCCACCCGUUCGUUCUCUUCUUUAUUAGACGGGACGGACAAGACGGAGGCGGUCGUACAGGCGUGAUCUGCAAAACAGCUAUUACCCUUGGUUUGGCCACAAAUUACAAUCCAGUCAUUCCCCGUGGCGCGUAAAUAGCACGCGGUUCCCCCCGCUAUAAAUAUCCGGCCACUCCAAGACCGUCCUUCAAUUUGGGGCAAUCGAAAUUUGUGCACCAAGUCGAGGCGAAAUGCGUCAAUUUACCUAGAGAGAGAAAGAAACAGAGAUAGCGCGAAGAGGGGGAGGAAGAGAGAGAGAGAAGGCCGGGGGAAGAGACUCGUGGAGGCACCUGCCUGCGAUGCGUGGAAGAAGCAGACAGAAUGGCGAGAUCGUGUUGGAAGUUGGUGAAAUGGCGGAUCCAUCCGCUUGAAAAGCCCUAACUGCUUGUUGCAGAACUCGUGCGAUUUUCUCCCUCGGAAUACGGUUGGUUCUCGAACUUCAGAAAUGUCGGACGUAGUGAAGGUGCUGUAUAUUGUGGUUGUGGACGAUGAAGAGAAGAGAGAGAAAGGGAAGGAGUCUUUCAGAUACACGCGUCCUGUACUGCAGAGCACUCUGCAGCUUAUGGGAUGCAAAGCGCGACACGCCUUUAAGAUUAGCCAAAGAGUUUUUGAAGUGAUGAGAAGUGAGUGCCCUGGAGAUGAUUCGCUUUCUGCAGUAAUAGAUAUAUCAGGAACGGAUUCCUCAAAAGAGCAAUGCGAGAAAGAAGUUGAUUACUGCAAGAGUAAACCAGAGGUUUAUUUGGGUUCAGAGAAAGAUGAAAGAAGUAAGAGUGUACCAUUUGAAUUGUACAAGAGACGCACAACAACUGUCAUUAGAAGAGGGACUUUCUUAGAUGUUGUUUGUGAUGCCCUUGCUGAAUAUAAGUAUGUGGGUCCCAACCAGAGGGCAGAUUUGCUUCUGGCAUGCAGAAUCCGAGAAAGGAAGGAAUCUGUAACUGUCCUCUUGUGUGGCACCAGUGGCUGUGGCAAAUCUACUUUGUCCGCAUUACUGGGUAGUCGGCUGGGAAUCACAACUGUCGUAUCUACAGAUUCAAUUCGGCACAUGAUGAGAGGCUUUGUAGAUGAAAAGCAAAAUCCCCUAAUCUGGGCUUCAACCUACCAUGCUGGCGAAUUCUUAGAUCCGGUAGCUGUGGCAGAGGCAAAGGCCAAAAGAAAAGCAAAAAAAUUGGCAGGUGUCUCUCACACACUUCCUAGGGAUGAAAUAUUUGGCAGUUCCUCAACUGGGAAAUCUGACCCUAGAUCAUCAGAGAUCUGUUCUAAUAAUGCUGAAUUUAUUAGUCCAAAACAGAUGGCCAUUGAAGGAUUCAAGGCACAAAGUGAGAUGGUUAUUGACAGUCUUGAUCGGCUGAUCACUGCAUGGGAAGAACGGAAGGAAUCAGUUGUUGUUGAGGGCGUUCACUUAAGCCUUAAUUUUGUGAUGGGACUCAUGAAGAAACACCCUUCUAUCAUACCAUUCAUGAUAUACAUCACAAAUGAAGGCAAACAUCUGGAACGAUUUGCUGUUCGUGCCAAGUACAUGACCCUGGACCCUGCAAAAAACAAGUAUGUGAAAUACAUCCGAAAUAUCAGAACAAUCCAAGAAUACCUUUGCAAUCGGGCUGACAAGCAUCUUGUCCCUAAAAUUAAUAAUACAAAUGUUGACAAGAGUGUAGCAGCUAUCCAUGCAACAGUCUUUGGCUGCCUACGUAGGCAUGAAGGAGGGGAGCAACUCUAUGAUCCCACUACAAACACAGUAAGUGUGAUUGAUGAGGAAUACCGAAACCAGUGUGCUGCCAAUUCAUUAAGCUCGAAGGGAAUGUUUCAACUCAUUCAAAGGAAAGGUUCUAGUAGACAUUUGAUGGCUCUUCUUAAUACUGAUGGAUCUGUGGCAAAGGCUUGGCCUGUUGAUUCAAUAGAUAGCAAUGGCAAGCCCAUCCUGGGUUACGGGACUGAAAAUGGAAUAGGGAGUCCAAUGUAUGGGCCAUUGCUGAUCGGUAAAGCUGAACCUGUUAAUCUUCAGUUUGGUCUCUUUGGCAUUAGUGCUUGGCCCAGUGACACUGGUGGCACAAGUCAUGCCAGUAGCAUUGAUGGGUCGAGGGCUGAUGCAACUGAAACUGGUAGUAAAUAUUACUCUUCGUGCUGCAGCUCUCCUAGGAUGUCUGAGGGACCUGCCAAAGAGCGUAAGGAAGAACAGUCAGUAAGUGGCAGUGAUGAAGAAGUUGAUGAUCAAUCUGAGGUGGACAGCGAUGAGGAUCUCAGUGAUGGUGACAAACAGAUUCAUGAAGAGAUGGAGGGGUCGGUUGAUGAGGAGUCGACAAAGUCAGACGAAGAGUAUGAUGAUCUGGCAAUGCAGGAUAUGCAAGAGAAUGGGUACUGGUCAGAUGAUGAGGAGUCGUCCACCGACAAGCUAGUACCCGCAUACAAGAAUCAACAAGACAAUGGCGGGGAAAUGAAGAUGAAGGCUGAGGGAGAGAAGAAGUACAGACAAAACCUGGAUCUUUUCCUCGGAAGUACAAGUGAGCCAUUGCAGGGUGUGCUUAUGGAGAAGAGUGAAAAGAAACACCCUUCUCCUGGGUAUGUUAGAAUGAGAAAACGUUCCCUCAGCAUUCCUGCCUUGGGAAAGCGGGAGUCCUCCUUACUCAACAAUGAUCCCAUCCUCUCUGGAGGCCCACGAAUGUAGGAAAAAAAAAAUGAAGCAUGAAAAUUUUGUUUCUUUACAUUUUUAACUUUUGUUAUCUUUAGAAUUGAAAAAAUCAUGUCUUUUUUAAGAUGAGAGUGUAGGUAGGCGGUGUGUUCUCUUUUUGUAUAGGGACAUUUGAGCAACGGUUGUUGAUGUGAAUGGGGCAUGUUAACUUCCAAUUUUCUUUUAAA
This is a messenger RNA of Malania oleifera, 2931 nucleotides long. RefSeq names its product P-loop NTPase domain-containing protein LPA1 homolog 2. The coding region runs from base 527 to 2740 and encodes 737 amino acids. The record is from RefSeq and is a predicted model, not a curated record. The transcript is spliced from 8 exons. NCBI's taxonomy places the organism in Eukaryota, Viridiplantae, Streptophyta, Magnoliopsida, Santalales, Ximeniaceae.